AUGAGUCACGAGUCUGAUCGACGAGAGCCAAUUCGUUUGGUUUACAAGACUGUUGAUGAGCAAGACAUUGAUGUCGACGUAUAUCUUCCGCCGUCUACAGUUCCUCCAAGCACAAAGGGAUUCCCAGUCUUAAUCAACAUUCAUGGAGGAGCGUUCAUACUCGGCUCUUCCGCCAUGGUCAACCAAGAUCAAGUGCAAGACUGCUUGAAUAGGUCAUGGGUUGUCCUUGCACCCAAUCAUCGUCUAUGCCCUCAAGUCAACAUUCUCGAGGGUCCCAUACAGGACUGUCGAGACCUUCUUUCUUGGAUCUGCAGGGGAGAGUUGCAAGCUCAGGUAUCACGGCAGCUGAACGGCACAUUCUUGAUCAACCAAGACAAGGUCUUUGCCUUUGGUACCUCUUCAGGUGGUACUUUGGCCUGUUGUCUAGGUUUCGGCGUGCCUCGUCCAGUUGCUGGCAUCUUCAACAUGUACGGUCCUUGCAACUUUUCCGACCCGUACUGGACUUCAAAAUUGCCACACAUAGCCGCCUUGAUCCCCGAUACAGUGACAGAAGAGUUCAUCUCACAGAUAUUUGACACACCCACUGUGCCUAUUACUGGAGGUACGUCACUCGAAGGCCAGACUGGUGCUCCAAACCUUUCAGAUCCGAGGGUCGCAUUCACCUUGACGCAGAUAGCCAAUGGGACACUCCUGGACUGCAUUUUCCCCUCGAAGAAAUGGGAAGAAAUCGACCCGGUCGAAAAUAUUGGUGACUCUUUUCCGCCAAUGUACAUCGCCCAUGGAACGAAUGAUGUUGUGGUGCCUAUCGACAUGAGUAGGGCGCUUUAUCAAGAGCUGAUAUCAAAGGGUAUCAAGUGCGGCAUGGUAGAAGUCCCUGAUGAGGGACACACGUUCGCUGGAACGAUGAAGGUCGGUUCACGAACAUGGGAGCUCCAUCGGCAAGGGUUUGACUUUCUUGAGGGUUUGAUCUAG
This is a messenger RNA of Fusarium vanettenii 77-13-4, 972 nucleotides long. RefSeq lists its product as uncharacterized. Gene Ontology annotation, biological process: proteolysis. Bases 1 to 972 code for a protein of 323 amino acids. The record is from RefSeq and is a predicted model, not a curated record. Gene Ontology annotation, molecular function: serine-type peptidase activity. The transcript has 3 exons. NCBI's taxonomy places the organism in Eukaryota, Fungi, Ascomycota, Sordariomycetes, Hypocreales, Nectriaceae.